CACACAGCGGCAAACACUGUUCGCACCCGUCUCCCCUUUUUUAUCUCUGAUUUCACAGAUAUACCCACUUUCCCAUCGGCUCCAUCUCUUCGCCACACCCGUUUCCGUCUUCCGUCACCGAUUUUUUUAGCACCGCCGCAGCAGCGUUGGAUCUCUUUCUCUUUGUCGUUGAGAUUUUUUUAAAUUGCUUAAAGAUAAGGGGAUUUUUUCAUCUCAUAAGAAAAACAAAAAUAUAUGCAAGUUUAAAAAAGCAAAGCCCAAAACGGAUCAGACGGAGAUCCGCGAGCUUCAAAUGGAGUAUCGGAAAAUCAAAGACGAGGAUGAAGAUGGAGCUGGAGCUGGUGCGGACAUUGAGGGCUUGCGGGGAAAAGCCUUUUCGAGCUCUGCUGUAAGUAACAUGCCUCCUGUUGAGAGGUCCAAGUGGAAGCGCAAAACAAUUGUUACACUGGCAUUGACUGUUCUAACGAGUUCUCAAGCAGUACUUAUCGUCUGGUCCAAGAGAGCGGGGAAGUAUGAGUAUAGUGUUACCACUGCAAACUUUUUGGUGGAGACUUUGAAAUGUGCAUUAUCACUUGCAGCCUUGGCAAGAAUAUGGAAAAAUGAAGGUGUUACAGACGAUAAUAGGUUGAGUACAACACUUGAUGAAGUUAGCGUUUACCCCAUCCCUGCUGCUCUUUAUCUUGUCAAGAAUUUACUUCAGUAUUACAUCUUUGCCUAUGUUGAUGCUCCGGGUUAUCAGAUACUGAAGAACCUGAACAUUAUUAGUACUGGUGUUUUAUAUCGUAUUAUACUUAAGAAAAAAUUGAGUGAGGUUCAGUGGGCAGCAUUCAUUCUUCUAUGUGCCGGUUGCACCACAGCACAGCUGAAUUCACGAUCUGAUCAUGUUCUUCAAACACCUUUUCAGGGUUGGAUGAUGGCUAUUGUGAUGGCACUUUUAAGUGGUUUUGCAGGAGUAUACACUGAAGCUAUUAUCAAAAAGCGGCCUUCAAGAAACAUAAAUGUGCAGAAUUUCUGGUUGUACGUCUUUGGGAUGGCCUUCAAUGCUGUUGCAAUAAUAAUUCAAGACUUUGAUGCAGUCAUGAACAAGGGUUUCUUCCAUGGAUAUUCUCUGAUUACAGUUUUAAUGAUUCUUAACCAUGCACUCAGUGGCAUUGCUGUAUCAAUGGUCAUGAAGUAUGCAGAUAAUAUUGUGAAGGUUUAUUCUACUUCUGUGGCAAUGCUUCUCACAGCAGUUGCUUCAGUGUUCCUAUUUGGCUUCCACCUGUCUCUAGCAUUUUUCCUUGGUGCAACUGUUGUCUCUGUUUCAGUAUACUUACAUUCUGUUGGGAAGCUGCAAAGAUAGCCAUGACUUCAUCCUGUCUCACUUGUGCUGUCACAAGUCUUAUGAACUGAGGUUUUCUUUCUAAUUUUUCAUUGUUCCCUCUUUCUUUUAUUAUUUCUAUUAUUUUCUUAUCUUAUAUUAUCAUCAUGUAAAAUUUCAGAUUAGGUGACAUACUGAUAUACUUCCAUUUUCUCUGUAACUCUGUUACAUUGAGUUCAAAACUUACACAGCUUGUAGCUUCUGUUUCUGCUUACAAAAAGAUCUUCAAGCAGUUUAGAAUGAUGCUAUAGCUUGUGUUGUAACAUUUCAUGAUCCUUCAUGCCUUAUAUUCCCGUGGCUGAAUUUACGU
Molecule: messenger RNA, 1670 nt
Organism: Rubroshorea leprosula
Lineage: Eukaryota; Viridiplantae; Streptophyta; Magnoliopsida; Malvales; Dipterocarpaceae
Source: the annotation of a GenBank genome assembly